Messenger RNA from Drosophila willistoni, 2744 nucleotides. RefSeq lists its product as uncharacterized. The record is from RefSeq and is a predicted model, not a curated record. Bases 1531 to 2481 code for a protein of 316 amino acids. Gene Ontology annotation, molecular function: structural molecule activity. The transcript has 2 exons. Lineage: Eukaryota; Metazoa; Arthropoda; Insecta; Diptera; Drosophilidae.
GUAAAGUAAGAUCAUAACUUAAAAAGAUUUCUUCCAAAUAAGAAGUAAAUUAUUUUCAGACUAAAUUCCAUUAAAAUAUAUUGAAGAAUAUCAAGCCAUAAGCGAUGAAUCCACAGGAAAAUCCAUUUGCCUUAACAGAUGUCCAGAUGAAUGGAGAAGUCGGAAAUCAAUCUGCUGACACUGAGUUGCUCUUUCCCUUGUUUAGAGGCCUUAAUUUGGGCACUGCUGUUAUCCCACGUCCAGUAGGUGAAUCUUCGGUGGCCACCACAGCUCGGGAUCGUAAGGGCAAAUUGCGCCGCAAGAGAAACCGUGAUAAACAUAUGAUGAUCCCAAUUGGGGAAAAGAAGAUGCAUGGCCUAAAUUGUGACAAAUGCCGUUUGUUGCACAGGUCAUGCAAACGUCUAAAGGUGUCGGUUAAACGUCUUAGGCAGCAAAAGGCAAAACUUUUGAAGAAAAAGAUGGAAUUAACCCAGUUUUUGAAUGCUCAUCCGCCACCCCAAUAGAUAAUCGCGGUCAGUUGGGUUUUUUUUGUUCUUUUUCCUUCAAAACUAUCUACCACAAAACGAAAUUUCAAAAUUUAAAGUGAUUUUCAAACGUUUCAAAGUACGUUCCAAAUUGUUAAAUGGGACACUAAAUUUAAAGUACUUGUACUUUGUCUAAAUUUUUAUGUUAUAUUUCUAUUUGGGUACAAAACAAAAGAUAUUUACUAUUUUGUUAAGCAGGCGUUGAUAUAUGAUUUAUAGAUAUUUUGAAUAUAUAUCUAUAUCAGACCAAAACGCUUUGCAAUAUGAUGACUUCUAAAGAAAAUCAACAAAUUCCAGAUGUAGAAACCUGGCAAGAAUGGUUCAAUACUUUGGCAUCCCGACCGAAACACCAUUCGUCCAUGCUUAAUGUUAACAUGUGGUCAGACCAUUCGGAUUUGGAUGACAUGCCGUCACGACGACUGUUUUGUAGUACACAACGAUAUCGGGGAGGAGGGAACUUUCAACGCUUACGCACCUUUUGUAAGCGGAUAAGGAACUUGUUUGGGGGCCCAAGUUACCAGAAGAAGCCUGCUCCAGAGUUGUGCCAGCUACUAAGCGUACAUAAAAUCGAAGAUCCAUUCGUUUGAGAGCAUGAAAAACUAGUUGAAAUUUUAUUGUUUUUGAAAGUGUUUGAAGUAUAUUCAAGUUGCAACAAUGUUUUCUUCAAUAUGCGAUGGGUACUUGGGAUCAUACGAUUCAUUUGUCGGCGUGGUUUGCCCGACAGAUGAAUCCCUUGUGGCCCACACCACUGCACCGAAUCAAAAUGUAUUGGCAAAGACCGAAAAUAAAAUGCACAUGGCUCUGCCACUGCUGCUUGGCUAUUGAUAAAAGAUAAAAAUAAAGAGAGAAGAACCCACCACAAGAAUUUGUUCUUUCAAUUGCGUUUCGCAUUCGCUUGUAAAUUCUCGAGAAGAGCGCGUGGUGCUGCGAAUUGGAACGUUUCAAGGUGAUUACAUAAAAUCGCCGCCCAGAAAAUACAUCUACAUAUACAUAAAAGCAUAUAGAAAUGCAAAAGGCCAUUAAAAAGGAGCUUAGCUUCUCGCUGGACACGCUAGAGCGUUAUCGUGCCAAAUAUGGACGUAGUGCAUCAUUGGAUGCAAAUGGAAAUUACACAGAAUGUGUAAUAACAGAGGACACUAGCACCACUAACCACCCGGUUCCGUCAAUUUUCACAAAAACCUCAUCGCCCCCGAAGUUGACCAAGCUGCAGGAGUUGCAACAGAAAAAGGAAGCAUAUCUAAGGGCUAAAGAGCAUGAGCGCGAAAUGGAACAAUUGCAGCGUGCUGAAAGAACCAAGGCACUCAACGGCCGUACCAGUAGUCCCCCAUCCGCCGUAGAAACAAGCAAGACACCAAGUGUCGUCACUUCCAACACUACCACCACAACCACUUCCACUGCAUCAACAACCAAGACAAAUCCCACUACAUCCAGUGCUCAGAGCUCGACAUCGACCUCGACCUCGACUACUAAGACGCCAGCCUCUCCAGCUGGCUAUAGCAAUUGGUCGCACAAUCAUUCAACUCUUGCUACCCAGCCAUGGUGUGCCAUCAGUGAUCUCAUGUACUUCUGUGACAAAUACGAGUUCAAAACACUGAGUACCCGGGACUUGAAGACCCACCAAGAGAUCGUUGCCGAAGUGAGAAAUUUGCUUUCGGGCAAAGCUCCAUUCGAUCAGCGUACACGUUUCCCUGGCAACAUACACGAUCCGGAGAAUCUCUGGGUCUGCAUUGGACGCUGUGCCAGCGUGGAAUAUCAUCUGCAGCGCAUCAUUAGUGUGUUCCGGAAGCCAUUGAAUCAAUUAACUCCGGAUAAGCAGCGCACGGUGCGUCAGAAUUUCCAUUUGGCUGUAAGUGAACUGCGCCUGGACAUAUCGGCGAGAAUUAGCGAGGUGCGUUUAUAUGAUCGACUGGUAUUUGAGCGGGAAUUCCGACUGGAAUGGCAGGAUGAGAAGGUCUAGGAGUAAUCUCGCUUUAACAAUGGCAAACAGUUUUUAUUUUGCAACUUCAUUACUUUUUUGUUUCUUUGGGGUGCAGCACGUAGUGGACAUAAAAUUGUUACAAAAAUACACGCAGGAUUUACAUUCAAUAUAUGUAUGUAUAUGGAUAAAUGUGUAUGGAAUAUACAAUUAUGAUGACAGGAUGAUAAUUCUAUAAUAAUAAAUAUUUCAAAAAUCCUUUUCUUGUGGCUCCUAACAAUCGCUUGCGAAACUAAAUCUAGAAA